AUGGCAGAAAUUAUGGCAGAAUCAGCAUCGGUAAAAAUAACUUUUGAAGCAACUGUGCUACAAGCCUCGUUUGAUGGUAAUUAUCAACAAUUACAAAAAGAUUUAGUAGCAUAUUUUAUACAUUGGUUUUUGUGA
This is a messenger RNA of Cetraspora pellucida, 135 nucleotides long. The record is from the annotation of a GenBank genome assembly. Lineage: Eukaryota; Fungi; Glomeromycota; Glomeromycetes; Diversisporales; Gigasporaceae.